This is a messenger RNA of Dromiciops gliroides (monito del monte), 512 nucleotides long. Its product is annotated as S-phase kinase-associated protein 1-like. Gene Ontology annotation, cellular component: cytoplasm; nucleus. Gene Ontology annotation, biological process: SCF-dependent proteasomal ubiquitin-dependent protein catabolic process. The coding region runs from base 36 to 512 and encodes 158 amino acids. The record is from RefSeq and is a predicted model, not a curated record. Gene Ontology annotation, molecular function: cullin family protein binding. The transcript has a single exon. NCBI's taxonomy places the organism in Eukaryota, Metazoa, Chordata, Mammalia, Microbiotheria, Microbiotheriidae.
CACCUUGCCCGCUGGGGCCCCAGGGAUAUGGAACAAUGCCUUCAAUUAAGUUGCAGGGCUCCGAUGGAGAGAUAUUUGAAGUUGAUGUUGAAAUUGCAAAACAGUCUGUAACUAUCAAGACCAUGUUGGAAGAUCUGGGAAUGGAUGAUUAUCCAGUUCCUCUACCAAAUGUUAAUGCAGCAAUUUUUAAAAAGGUAAUUCAGUGGUGUACCCACUACAAGGAUGAUCCUCCUCCUGAAGAUGAUGAGAACAAAGAGAAGCAAACAGAUGAUAUUCCUGUUUGGGACCAAGAAUUCCUCAAAGUUGACCAAGGAACCCCUUUUGAACUUAUUCUGGCUGCAAACUACUUAGACAUUAAGGGUUUGCUUGAUGUCACAUGCAAGACCUUUACAAAUAUGAUCAAGGGGAAAACUCCAGAAGAGAUUCACAAAACAUUCAAUAUCAAGAAUGACUUCACUGAAGAGGAAGAAGUCCAGGUAAGCAAAGAGAACCAGUGGUGUGAAGAAAAGUGA